CUUCAGAAAAAGCCACUCAGAAGUUGCGGAACCGUCGCCGAGGCUUGUGUGAAGGCAGCCCGGGGGAAACUUUCCGAAGCUCAGCGGGCGAGUAUUAAAGAGCACAGAGGCGUCUCUUGGUUUCUCUGUGCCUUUAAAAAAAAAAAAAAACUUUUCGUUUUUCCUAAAAAAAGAUUAAACCUCCGUUUAGGAAGCGCGCCUAAGCGAGCACUUCGGCGGCGUAUAGGAUGCCGUUCCGUGGGAAUUUUGAAUAAGGAGACGUAGUAUUAAUCACAGAGAAAUGGUAAUGGCAUUCCCAGAAUAUUCAAGGGAAUCUAGUGGGACAGAAGAGGGUGACUUGUCCUUCUGUAGUCAAAUAAUCAUGAUUUUGCCAAUUUGGAGUCUUUGGUUUCUCUCAAUUGCUGGAGCUAAAAGUCUUAGUGCUGAAAAGGUCGUCCCAUUUUGUGGCAUUGCUGAUUGCAAUUUUCAUGGGAAGAGUCUGCACACAUUUCCACUGGGCCUAUCAGAUGCUGUCUUGGGACUGGACCUGGCCUUCAAUAGCAUUGUGCACAUUCAAGAUGUUGACCUAAAGUUUGCAGUCAAUCUUAGAACACUUUUGCUUCAAUCCAAUUUAAUUCAAACAAUCGAUGAGCAUGCUUUUGACUUCCUUGGAAAACUGGAGCACUUGGAUUUAUCAUGGAACAACUUGACCUACUUGUCACACUCUUGGUUCAGAAAUCUUUCUUCUUUACAGAAAUUAAACCUAAAGGGAAAUUCCUACUCAAAACUUGGGAUACUUCCAUUAUUUUCUGGCUUACAAAAGCUGAGAUAUCUAUACCUGGGAAAUGAUCAAUUCUCUUCUUUACAGGCAAAAGAUUUUGAAGGAAUUUCAGUUCUUGAAGAACUGGAGAUUGAAGGACAGAAUCUUACACAAUAUUCACCAGGAGCCCUACAGUCUCUUGAUCACAUAAAUCACAUUAUUUUGAAUGUUCCUGUCAAUUUCAUCUUGAAUUGGACUUUAGUUGAUGUUAAAAAUUCUGUGGUGUUUCUUGAACUGAGAAAUAUACACAACCUUUCAUCCCUUAUCAGUUAUUUCGAAAAGGUUCCAAUAACUGCUCAAAAGCUUGUAUUUAGAGAUAGUUAUUUUUUAGAAAAUCAGGUUACUCACAUAAUUAAUGCAUUAUCUGGUAUGACCCAGUUACAAGAGUUAGAAAUUAUAGAUAGCACAUUACAAGGUACUGGGCAGUUCUAUACUAGUCCGCGCAUUUUAAGUAAUGUACAUAUAAUAACAAUUAGGAAUUUAAAAAUAGAUUUAUUUUAUUUAUUUUCAGAUCUUUCAAGCAUGUUGUAUCUUGUAGAGAAUAUUACCAGACUGACCAUUGAAAAUACAAAAGUUUUUCUUGUGCCUUGCGAACUUGCAAAAGAAUUCAGUUCAGUACAGUAUCUUGAUAUCAAUACAAAUUUGCUUCAGGAUUCGUUUUUUGAGCAUUCAUUCUGUCCAGGCAGUUGGCCUAAACUGCAGACUCUCAAUGUUAGUCAAAAUUCUUUGACAUAUCUUGAUCGGAUGGCUCGAAGUGUGGCUCAUUUAGUCGAUCUUACUAAUCUAGAUGUAAGUCAGAAUAAUUUAGAACAAAUGCCAGAGUCGUGUCAUUGGCCAAAAAGCUUGAAAUAUUUAAACAUUUCUGGCUGUAAAGUAGAGAAACUUACAGGUUGCAUCCCUGACUUUUUAGAAAUUCUGGAUGCAAGCAACAAUUUCCUCCAUGAUUUUAAGGUGAGCUUGCCUCAUCUUCAGGAACUUUAUCUUACAAAUAAUAGGUUCAAAGCUCUACCAGAUGCUGCCUUCAUCCGUCAUGUAAGGUUUGUGACUAUUAGAGAAAACAGUGUGUUUGUGUUCUCUGAGCAGGAACUGCAAGAGUUUGUAGAACUGAAGUUGCUGGAUGCCCGUAAUAACAGUUUUCAAUGCACGUGUGGUUUUGUUUCCUUUGUACAGUCUUAUCCAAGAAUAUAUAAUAUCUGCGUUGGUUGGCCUGAAAAUUACAUCUGUGAUUCUCCAGAUUAUGUAAAAGGGGAUCAGAUCGGAGUUGCCCAGCUGCAACUGACUGACUGUCACUUUAGUUCUUUUGUGUCCAUCCUUUGUAUUCUGAUAAUCCUGAUCAUCUUGGUGUCAGCAUUUCUUUGCUACAAGUUUCAUGUCAUUUGGUAUAUACGCAUGACUUUGGCUUGGCUCAAAGCAAAACGCAAGCCUCAAAGGACCCAUAACCAGGCAGUCUGCUACGAUGCGUUCGUUUCCUACAGUGAACAAGACUCGGAAUGGGUGGAAAAUAUUAUGGUGCAGACGUUGGAGCAAUCAAACCCUCCAUUUAAACUGUGUCUUCAUAAAAGAGAUUUUAUGCCUGGCAAAUGGAUUGUAGACAAUAUUAUUGACUCCAUUGAGAAGAGCUCUAAAACCCUGUUCGUGCUUUCGGAGAAUUUUGUACGGAGUGAGUGGUGCAAGUAUGAAUUGGAUUUUUCUCACUUCCGUUUUUUUGAUGAGAAUAAUGACACGGCCAUUUUGAUCCUCCUGGAAUCUAUUCCAAUUAAAACCAUCCCAGAAAGGUUUUGCAAACUCAGAAAAUUAAUGAAUACCAAAACUUAUCUUGAAUGGCCAAGUGAUAAAGAUCAAGAAGAGUUAUUUUGGUUUAAUUUGAAAACGGCAAUAAAGGCCUAGGUGAGAAGUUGGUAUAAUAGACCAUUUCCAUUAGUUUUAGCAGCAAUUUUGGUGUGAGGAAUUUUUUAUGGUUCAGAAUAUACAGUCCAGUCCAGUCCAGUAGCAGGAGGCAAAUGGGCUUCCAGAAGUGUGAUUCCUUGAACCCGAGGCUUUUUCUUCAUCGUGUACUUUGACUGGUUUUCACUCAGCAGAAAUAUCAGGAACACGCAACACUGCCUUUGUCCAAGUUUUGCACAUAAAUCUCAACUCUUCAGAUAUUUAUGAGAAAGAAGAAUUUAGCAGGGGAGGAUAUAGCAGCUAAGGUACAGUUCUAGCAGAGUCUUAAAAAGUAAAGGUAAAGGUUCCCCUUGCACAUACGUGCUAGUUGUUUCCAGCUCUAGGGAUGGUACUCAUCUCUGUUACAAAGCCGAAGAGCCAGCGCUGUCCAAAGACAUUUCCGUGGUCAUGUGGCUGGCAUGACUAAAUGCCGAAGGCGCACAGAACGCUGUUACCUUCCCACCAAAGUGGUCCCUAUUUUUCUACUUGCAUUUUUACAUGCUCUCGAACUGCUAGGUUGGCAGAAGCUGGGUCAAGUCAUGGGAGCUCACUCCGUUAUGUGGCACUAGGGAUUCGAACUGUCAGCCUUUCCGAUCAACAAGCUCAACGUCUUAGCCACUGAGCCACCGCGUCCCUCGUUCUAUUAAUUAAUCCUAAUAAUAUUGUAAGCAGAAUCUUAGAACCAAUUAAUUGAAAGAGAUUGAGAGAAUUGAUAGAUAAAAUUUAUGGAUUGCAUUAAGCCACGUUUUGCUUAAUUGUGAUAUAUUCAACAAGAUCAUCCUAAGCUGUAAAUCUUGAUUUACAAAUCACAGGGGCUCCAUAGCACAGAGAAGCCACACUGUGUUUAGUGUGAUGUGUCCACUGAGUUAACUUAGGUGUGCCAAGCAAAUGAAGCCAGCAAAGGGAACCAACACAGAUAGUUUUUCUGUCAUGAUUAAUUAUAAAAAGUAGCAUUUAUUACAUAACAUAACAAGAGCAUAUAUUGUAUGAUUGUUUAUUGUUUAAAUAUUAAACAAGUAUAAAUAUGCUGUAAUUUAAGUUAUUUUCUAUUGUUGUUUUUUUAGAAUUUAGUGGUUGCUAAGAGCAAACAACCUCUUGAUGGCACAUAAUCACUCAAUUGCUAGAUGGCAUUUUAUUGCUUUUUAUUAUCUUUUGAAAGUUGGAGUCAUUAAGAAAUAGGCAGCCAAUAAAUCAGUUAAAUGCAUGAAAUGAAUAAGUUGUUUAGUUGAAUACAUCCUAAGAUGAACCAUAUGCUGGAACUUCCUGUUAUUUUCAGUAUUUGAGAAAGUGGCCAGCAUAUUUGCAUUAUGCUUCCUUGAUUUUUUUGAAGGGCAAAAGCCACUUCCUGUAGCUAUUUUAAUUUAUUGAUUGUAACAUAUGAAAAAUGUAUUUUCUGGUAAGAUUUUACACUUAUUGAUUUAAAAUAAAGUACUUAACUAUUUAGUACUUCUAUAUUCUAGUUAUUUAUUUGGAUCAUCAAGAGAUAUGUAUCCAUAAUACUGUUAAGCUAAAACAAUAUCUAGUUUCCAUUGGAGCCAGCCAUUCAGUGCCUUCUAUGGCCAACUUCUGCAGGAAUAAACAUGCUUAAAAAUGA
This is a messenger RNA of Notechis scutatus (mainland tiger snake), 4316 nucleotides long. Lineage: Eukaryota; Metazoa; Chordata; Lepidosauria; Squamata; Elapidae. The record is from RefSeq and is a predicted model, not a curated record.